Messenger RNA from Aspergillus welwitschiae, 660 nucleotides. RefSeq names its product glutathione S-transferase family protein. The coding region runs from base 1 to 660 and encodes 219 amino acids. The transcript has a single exon. Lineage: Eukaryota; Fungi; Ascomycota; Eurotiomycetes; Eurotiales; Aspergillaceae. The record is from RefSeq and is a predicted model, not a curated record.
AUGAAGUUCUUCGACGCCCCAGCACCCAACCCCAUGGCCGUCCGCCUAUUCGUCCUCGAACGCGGCGGUCUUACCUUCGACGUCGAAACGAUCGAUAUCAUGAGCCUCCAGAACCGACGCCUCGCCUACCGGGCGAUCAACCCACGCGGCGAGGUUCCCGCCCUGCAAAUGGACGACGGCACUGUCCUGACCGAAAUCACCGCCAUCUGCGAGUACCUCGACGAGAUCGCACAGGGGGGUGCCUCUCUCUUCGGCGACACGCCCGCUCAGCGCGCCGAGACGCGCAUGUGGCUCCGCCGUAUGGACCUGGAGAUCUGCCAGCCCGUCAUCGCCUGGUUUCGAAAUGAUCCUGCCACGCUGGACUUCUACAAGGGUAACCGACUCCCCACGCCGGAGGCGCGGGUGAAUCAGAAAGUGGCGAUCAACCAGGCGCUGAACCUGCUGGAUGAUCAGCUUGAAGGCAAGACCUGGUUAUGCGGGGACCGGUUCUCCGCCGCUGAUGUGCACUUCUAUGGACUGAUGAAGAUGAUGAGCAUGCAGGUCUCGGAGUGGAUGCUGUUGCCGGGCCGAGACAACUUUUUGGCUUACUGGAAGAGGUUGGAUGAACGGGAGGCGUCGCAGAAGGCGUUGCAGAAUUUCCCGGCUAAGGUUGUUGUAUAG